This is a messenger RNA of Callorhinchus milii (elephant shark), 2321 nucleotides long. RefSeq names its product TATA box binding protein (TBP)-associated factor, RNA polymerase I, A (gene taf1a). Gene Ontology annotation, cellular component: RNA polymerase I transcription regulator complex. The record is from RefSeq and is a predicted model, not a curated record. Lineage: Eukaryota; Metazoa; Chordata; Chondrichthyes; Chimaeriformes; Callorhinchidae. The transcript is spliced from 11 exons. The coding region runs from base 142 to 1506 and encodes 454 amino acids. Gene Ontology annotation, biological process: transcription by RNA polymerase I.
CGAAGACACUGAACUGCUCAGAGCACAGCAACCAAGAGGCAGAGAGUCAGACAGACAAGAGAAAGAGACAAGAGUCGGCGAGACAAGGGACACAACCAAAAGAGGUCGCGUUAGCCCCGCGGUGAGCGGGCGAUUUUGAAGAUGGAUGAGCUGAUCGCUGAGCUACAAGAAGAAACGGGAAACUUCUUAGCUGACGAUGAAAGCGCUGAGGUCCGAGGUUUAUGUCCCGAGGUUAAGCUUCCGCUCCCAGAGAGCGUGCUGCAAUUCCAAAUUCAUAGAAGCACAAAACAGAGGAGCUUCCGGAGGACUGCGAAAGUCUGUCUGGAUUACAUUCGCGAUGCUUUACUUCAGCACCAGUGGCAGAGAGCGGCAGACCUGAUGGUGAACUUAUUCGAGAUCUUAGAAGAUUACGGUGGCAACGCACAGAAGACGACUGCCAUUGAGAUCAUUUGGAGACUGGGAUCUGAAAUCCUGCACAAUCAUCCCAGGAGCACCGUGGAAGAUGUCAUUUCAUUUUCUAGCAAAAUGAAACUCACUGGAGUGAAAAACUACCUUCAGAAAUGCUUGGAGCACGUUAUUUACCUUUUGUACAACGGCAUGUUGAAUGAGGCUUACUUGGAACUGUCCAAUGCCGAAACGUGGCGAUAUGGAAAUAUAUCGUCGUCUCAGAGUGAACUGAUUCCGUUCAUUCAGGGCUAUAAGGCAUUGCUUGAUUACUGUACAUGGAGUAAGAAGUACGAAGAAUGUAAAAAGAGAGAAGAGGGUGAAAUGGAUAUGGGCACAGAACAAGAGAUGCACAACUAUUUCCGGCAAGCCUCGAUCGGACUAAAUCAAACUCUACAACACCCUGGUGUGUGGGACCCCUUUGUUCUGAGUUAUGUAAAUCUACUUGAAUUCUAUGAUGGUUUCGAUGAGGCCCUAAAGGUAUUAGACAACUACGCUUAUGACAGCAAAUUCCCCGCGAACCCAAAUGCUCACGUGUACUUGUAUGAGUUACUGAAGAAGAAUCAGUCCUCGCCCAAAAAAAUGAUCCGAGUACUGAAGAUAUUGUCUCAGAUGGUUCCCUCUCACGAAUUGAUGUUGGAUUUGAAUUCACUCCUCGUGGAAUCUUCAAAAAUGAAGAAUCGUAAGGAAGGGCUUGUUGUCCUCUUCAAUCUACUGGAUUUCCCCAGCUGGAAAGAAAACUACACUGUAUGGAAGCGAUUGAUAAAACAAAUGAAGUAUGCAGUGACAGAGAGACACGCCAGCUGGAUGGGAGAGCAGUGGCAGCUUCGGCAGAAUUGGUGGCCUGCGUUCCACUUCAGUGAACGCCAAGCACGGAGGAAUUUCGAAGCGAACGCGAGCUUCGCCUACAGGAAAGCAACGGUUGCUGGACUCCUCAUGGGGAAAGGUUGCAAGUACUUUAUCACCGUUUACCGACUGGGACGAAAAGUUGAGAAACCAAAAAUGAAGAAAAUGAAGCAAUACAUAAAGGAACACAGUCUCAGAACACCAAGUGGCUCUUAAACUGCGCCUGUGUAUGAAGAUACCUUUACAGAACUUUUUUUGUUUCGGAGUUUCAAGAAAACUUCUGAUAAGUUGGAAUUUCAAUUACUCGGGUUUGUGGACGUCAAAUGGGCGCAUUUUUGCUCGGCUGCCGAAGUCCGACCGGUUUGCGGGUGAACAUUUUAUAACAUUGAUUUAACGGUCCAUUUCCAAAGUAGCCCUGACAUUUGUUCAGCUUACCUGUCCUUGAAGAUGAGACCGCAGUUCUGUCUGUGUAAGAGAGCGGACUGUACAGCUUUAAUACAACGACAUACUAAUACUGAUCAACGUGUAAUUAAAUAGCUUUUUAUUACAACUGGGAUAUCGUAUGAAUCAAUCUACCGGUUGUACUAUGAACGUUGAAUGAUAACUCUUUAUGUUUGAAAAGGCAGAGCACCCGAGGCCAUAUUCUGAACCAAAUGAUUGCUUCCCCCUAAAAUAAUCUUCGCUAAUAAUACAGAGGAGCUUCAAGUCUCGAUCUGACCGGACACUGAUUCUGAGCUGCAGGGAGGGGGAAGGUUUGGGAAAUGUUAUCCAUAAGCAGGGAGAAGGUGAGGAUUGAAGAGUGCAGCUGAAUGAAUAUUGUGGAGUUUUUUUUUGCUAAAUGACCUGUGACGUCACAGUGUCUUUGCAGAACUUUUGCUCUGGGCAGAUAGGUAAAGACCACAACAGGGUAGGUUUUGUAUGGAAGAAGCAAGCUUAAAGGGUUGAAUGGCUUUUCUUCUUCCGUGCUUUGUUCCAGUAAGUUCUAAUGGAAGUGUUUACGUGAAAGGGAAAAAUAAAAGAACUGUCCAAAG